AUGAAGCGUCUCAACCAAGCUCUGCUGGCGCUUUUUCUUGCAUGUGGUGUUUAUGCCGAAGGCGAGGGUCUCCAUAGUCUUGGUGAGCUUGAUGGCGCUCCUCGGGCCCAACCCACUAUCGAGGCAGUUGUUUCGGUCAAUGAGGAUGGAGACACGAUCCGCACAAAGACGAACCCCGUUGCUGCCACGCCUACAUUGCAAGAAACUUCUCGCACAACCCUUGUUGAAAUACCGAUAUCGACGACUAUCCCCGACGUGACACAGGAUACCAAGCCUGUGUCACCAACAGUACCUCAGGAGCAACCAACAGAUGCAGAGGGGCCAAGCUACGCCGACAGAUUACAGCAGAAACCGCAACCUCCUCCCCAAAAUCCCCAUCCGGCCCAAAACCCUCACCCCGACCACCGUCAAGAUCAUCAACGCAAGUGGGGAAUUUCCUACUCACCAUACAACGCGGAUAGAAGCUGCAAAACCCAAGACCAAGUUAACAAGGACCUUGAUAAGUUAACGGAGUACGCCUUUGUCCGCAUAUAUGGUACCGAUUGUGGCCAAACAACCACCGUCGCCAGAGCAGCACGACAACACCAUAUGCAGGUCUUCGCCGGCGUCUAUGACUUGGACAAAUUCCCCGAAAGCCUCAAGGCAUUCAACGAUGCAGCCACUAUGCCCGGAGGAAAGAAAGAUUGGUCCGUGUUCCACACCAUCUCCAUCGGCAAUGAACUCGUCAACAGCGGGAUGGCAGCACCUGCAGACGUGACCAAAGUCGUGAACCAAGCUCGAACCAUACUCCGCAAGCAGGGAUAUCAAGGACCAGUCGUGACUGUCGACACCUUCUCCGUCCUUCUUAAACACCCAGAGCUAUGCAUUGUAUCGGACUAUUGUGCCGCCAACUGCCAUGCCUUCUUCGACGCAACCCAGCAGGCAUAUAACGCGGGACCAUAUGUUCUCGAACAGGCCCACGCUGUCUCCGCUGCAGCUGGCGGUAAACGCACAAUGAUCACUGAGUCUGGCUGGCCACAUGCUGGUCAGUCGAAUGGCGCGGCUGUACCGUCGCCUGAGAAUCAACGCGUCGCGAUUGAGAGCAUUCGUCGUAGCUUUGCACACCGCGAGGAUGAUCUUGUGAUGUUCGCUGCCUAUGAUGACCUCUGGAAGGAGGACAACCGAUACACAUUCAAUGCCGAGCGGUUCUGGGGCAUCUAUAAGGGGUAG
Penicillium brasilianum is the source of this 1209-nucleotide messenger RNA. NCBI's taxonomy places the organism in Eukaryota, Fungi, Ascomycota, Eurotiomycetes, Eurotiales, Aspergillaceae. The record is from the annotation of a GenBank genome assembly.